This is a messenger RNA of Talpa occidentalis (Iberian mole), 1019 nucleotides long. RefSeq names its product olfactory receptor 10R2. Gene Ontology annotation, cellular component: membrane. Lineage: Eukaryota; Metazoa; Chordata; Mammalia; Eulipotyphla; Talpidae. The record is from RefSeq and is a predicted model, not a curated record. Bases 1 to 972 code for a protein of 323 amino acids. The transcript is spliced from 2 exons. Gene Ontology annotation, molecular function: olfactory receptor activity; G protein-coupled receptor activity. Gene Ontology annotation, biological process: G protein-coupled receptor signaling pathway.
AUGAGCUCUGUUCUGGGUAGUGAGGUCUUUGCAGAAAACCUGACCUUUGUCACCGAAUUCCUGUUGCUGGGUUUUUCCAGCCUUGGUGAAAUCCAGCUUGUCCUCUUUGUAGUUUUUCUUUUUCUGUAUCUAGUCAUUCUCAGUGGUAAUGCCACCAUUAUCAGUGUCAUUCGCCUGGAUCAAAGCCUCCACACACCAAUGUACUUCUUCCUGGGCAUCCUCUCAACAUCGGAGACCUUUUAUACCUUUGUCAUUCUACCCAAGAUGCUCAUCAAUCUCCUGUCUGUGGCCAGGACCAUCUCUUUUAUCUGUUGUGCCACUCAAAUGUACUUCUUCCUCGGUUUUGCUAUUACCAACUGCCUGCUCCUGGGAGUGAUGGGCUAUGAUCGCUAUGCUGCCAUCUGCCACCCUCUGCAUUAUCCCAUCCUCAUGAAUUGGCAGAUGUGCAGGAGACUGGCAGCUGCCUGCGGGACUGGAGGCUUCUUAGCCUCACUCAUAGUAGUAAAUCUAGUUUUCAGCCUUCCUUUCUGUAGUGCCAACAAGGUGAACCAUUACUUUUGUGACAUCUCCCCAGUCAUUCGCCUGGCUUGCACCAGUACAGAUGCUCAUGAAUUUGUCAUAUUCAUCUGUGGGGUUCUUGUACUCGUGGUACCAUUUUCAUUCGUCUGUGUUUCUUACUUCUGCAUUCUAAGGACUAUCUUGAAGAUCCCCUCUGCUGAAGGCAAACGGAAAGCCUUUUCUACCUGUGCCUCUCAUCUUACCGUUGUCAUUAUUCACUAUGGCUGUGCUUCCUACAUCUAUCUGAGGCCAACGGCAAACCUCGUGUCCAACAAGGACAGGCUGGUAACAGUGACAUAUACCAUUGUCACCCCAUUACUAAACCCCAUGGUGUACAGUCUCAGGAACAAGGAUGUCCAAGUGGCUAUCAGAAAAUUUCCGGGAAAGAAAGAAUCUCUAAAAUUAUAUAACUGAAACAUUAAAUUUUAGAUGUUAUAGAAAGUAAUGACCUCCUCAUUACA